UCCUCCCUCAAUCUCGCACAUUUGGCCGAAUAAAAUUGCUUUUUAGAAUUUUCUUACCCCCACCUCAAACUUCCUUGUCCACAAGUGGACCGUCCACUUUCCCAUUGAAUUUUUGAUUGAGAAAUUCUAAAGACCCUCUUCUUCCUCUUCUAUAACUUUGCUUAGAAUUGAUAACAUAAAUAACACACUCGGAGGUUGAUUGAAAAUUGAUGGGUACCAAGAAAUUUCUGAUGCUCAAAACCAAUUUCGAUUUGCUUCAUAAACAUCUCUUCAACAGGGUUCUGUACGGAAACAUGCUUGGGGUUGUUGGUUCAAUAUGGGUUUCUAUUUGCAGAUGUGUAAUUUAUGUUUUUGGAUUGUUGAGUAGACACUUGUUCAGAUUGCAGGCAGAUGAAAAGGAAAACAACAACAACAGCGACAACAACAACAAGGCUUUGUGUUUCCAACAAGACGAACAAAUUGAUUCAAAGUGUUCACAGAUUCCAGAUAUUAACAACAAUGAGAGCGAAGAAGAAAAUGAUGAUUCUGCUUUCUUUGAUACUGUCUCUGCUUCAAGCACCAACAAGUACGAGUUCGUGUUUGGGAAAGAUAUUAAUGGCUAUCUGGAAGAACCAAAAGCUGUGAACUUUUCCGUUGAAGAAUUGUUCGUUGUGGGCUCAAGAGAUUCUACAAUCUGUGACAGCCAAAUUUCUGAAAUCCAAGAUUUUCCCGGAAAGGAGUUUCCGGGAAAAAAUUUAGAAACAGAGGAAGCUCAUUCUGAAGAAGCAGAGUACCCUGUUGAGAAACAGGGGCAGGAAAUAUUCACUGUGGAUGAGAUUCCAGAGGUUGAAGAAGACCCUGUUGAAAAUUCCGGUGACGUUACCGAGAAACAAGAACAGGGAAUAUUAGCUGAAAUUGAGCUUUCCGAGAUGGGUGAUUUACACCAAGAAAAUAGAUUUCUUAGCAACCAUGAAGUCGAAUCAAUUUCUGAUAGUUACUCUUCACCUUCUGAUCCAAAACCAGAGUCGUUUAGUCGAAUCGAUUUGUCACCGAGAAGCGAUGAAGAUGUCGAAUCCAUCACCUAUGAGUUUUCACCGGAAGACAAAGACGACGGCAAAGAAUCGGUACCGGAAAUUCCUACGGCGGUUUUCGGAUCAAAGGAAGAGAAUAAUGAAGAAUUUCAACCACAGAAUGAUAGGACAAUUCCAAAUGGAGAAUCGGUAUCCUUUUCAGCUCAGCAGCAUAAUUGCUCUGACGAGGAGUACAUAGAAUUAGAACCCAAUACACAGAAUUCAAUUCAGUUUGAUCGAAAUGCUUUGUCUGGGAAAGAUGAUUCUCAGGAAAGAAACUCUAUUCAAGACCCAGAUGAUCAAAAAGACAUGGCGUUCCAAUGGGAUCAUGACGAUUUAAUUGAACAGCUUAAAUUGGAAUUGAGAAAUGUAAGAACUGGAGGACUACCAACUAUUUUAGAGGAAGAAGGAGAAGAGGAAACGGAAUCUCCAAUCGUUGUAGAAGAUCUGAAAUUGAAGCCUUUGAAGAUUGAUUUGAAAUUUGAUUAUAAAGAUCAAGUGGAGGAGAUUCAGAAAGUGUAUAGAAGCUAUGCAGAAAAAAUGCGGAAAUUGGAUAUUUUGAAUAACCAGACCAUGCAUGCUAUCGGUUUUCUCCAGCUUAAAGAUCAAAUUAAUUCGUUAUCGAUACAAAAACCUCUAGUUCUAAAGAACUUGUGGCCGAGAAAAGCACAAAGAGCAGUAGCCACAGAUGACCCAAUGCUAGAAUUUUGUGGAAAAUUGCAUAAAGAGUUGGAAUUGGUGUAUGUAGGACAGGUUUGCCUUUCUUGGGAAAUCCUCUACUGGCAGCAAAGAAAACUCCAAGAGUUACAGCAAUAUGAUGCUCAAGAGUUUCAUCGCUAUAAUCUAGUUGCCUCUGAAUUCCAAUUGUUUCAAGUUCUUCUGCAAAGAUUCAUAGAGGAUGAAUCAUUUCAAGGCCCUAGAGUUCAGAACUAUGUCAGGAAUCGAUGUGUUCUUCGUAGCUUUCUCCAAGUCCCACCUAUAAGAGAUGAUUCUAGGAAGGAUAAGAAGUAUGUAAUGGAGGAAGAGAAAGAUCCAAUUUCCGGUGAAAAGAUGGCAAAAAUCAUAGCAAAAUCGAUGCUUACAUUCUGGGAAUUUCUUCGCAAAGAUGAAUCUAGUAUGAAUUUGAAAGCUGCUCAACAAACUGCAGUUGACCCUGCAGAGUCAAAACUUCUAAUGGACGUUCGUAAAGAUUUUCAGAAGAAGGAAAGGAAGCUUAAAGAUAUACAGAGAAGUGGAAAUUGUGUAGUAAGGAAGUUCCAAAAGCAUCAAGAUCAAGCUCAACUUGAGCAUGCAAUGUUAGUAGCUCAAGUGGAAAUAAGAUUGAUUUCAAGAGUGCUAAAUAUGUCAAAGUUAACCGCAGAUCAGUUAAUGUGGUGCCACCAAAAAUUAAACCAAAUCAAUUUUGAUAACAGGAAGGUUCACUUGGAACCUUCGUUUUUGCUUUUUCCUUGUUAACAUGGUAAUCAUAUAAAUCAGUGCCACAGUUUUU
Messenger RNA from Ziziphus jujuba (common jujube), 2538 nucleotides. RefSeq lists its product as uncharacterized. NCBI's taxonomy places the organism in Eukaryota, Viridiplantae, Streptophyta, Magnoliopsida, Rosales, Rhamnaceae. The record is from RefSeq and is a predicted model, not a curated record. Bases 210 to 2504 code for a protein of 764 amino acids. The transcript has 5 exons.